Chara braunii is the source of this 2108-nucleotide messenger RNA. The record is from the annotation of a GenBank genome assembly. NCBI's taxonomy places the organism in Eukaryota, Viridiplantae, Streptophyta, Charophyceae, Charales, Characeae.
CGGGGAUGAGGGGAUACCGACGGGUGACGGAGGCGGUUUUAGUGAGUUUGGUGACGUGGGUAUGCCUCCGGGAGAGAGUGUGGGUCUUCCUCGGGGAGAGAGCGAGUCUCGUGGGGACAUCAGUGUGGGUAUGCAGGCCUUAUUGGGACAAAUCAGCUUCCUGGACCCGGAUAGUUUCUCCACUGCCAUGCGCGGAGAGGUGAUGUCGGGGGCAGAGGGAGAUGAGGAUCGCACACCUCCUGGAGAGACAUCUGAGGAGAGAUUGGAUAGGCUUGAGAGUCGUCGAGCGUGCCUCAUGGCACAGAGGGACCCCAGGACGCAGGCGUUCGCCCCUGUUGCGACGGAGGAGCGACAGAGACAGUUGGGGACAUUUACGCCGGCGUCCCUUGACGUAGCGCCAGGUGCCCACACGGAUCCUCCGGCAGAGGUUCACGAUACAACGCAUCGGGAGGCGGCUUUGGCCGAGGCUUCAAGUAUGGGAGUUGAUGUUCGGCAGGGGACGCACGAGAGCGGGUUGGCAGCGGCAGAGGAGCCACAUUCGGAGCCGGUGCAGCCUCCUACCGUCCAGCUGAGGCCCGAGGAGACGUCGCAUGAGGUCGCAGGCGUGCCUCUGGCCACAGGUUUAGUUGAGGGGGCCGUGCAGAUGUCCCCGGGUCUGGAGGACAUACAAACGGGGCAGGCCGUUGAUGUUGGCGGGGUGGGGGUGCCUGUUCAGGCGGAUCCUAUGUCCACGUCUGGGGGGGGUGAUCCCGCACAAGUCGACAGGCGUGACGCAGACGGACAGGAGAUGCCACAGACUUUGGUGGUUCGCACUGCUGUGGGGCCAGUGGUGCCAUAUCAGGCACCGUUUAUGGAGGACCAUAGGCGUCAAGCACAUGGCGGUGGCCCGGUCGAGGACCGACGUGUAGGCAGGGGCGCGUGCAUAACUCCGGUCCCUACUUUUGCGCCGUCACGGGCGAGGCCGGAGAUUAGGUAUGUGGCUACGCCUCGGGGCAGCCUCCCUUUUGGUUUUAUGACCGCUGAGGAGUUGGAGGAACACGGCAGGACGGAUUUGACGGAGAUCGACCAGUGCAUUUUGAGGUCAGUCCCAAAGGAGGGGAAAUUGCCUCACGUGCAGGACUUGUAUUGGGGGCCAGCCAGCCUCAACUUACCUUCAGGAUGUUCCUUCGCAGCGCCGUCUGGCGGGGCUGCAGGGGGCUUACCUUCUGGAGGUUCCGUCGCAGCGCCAUCUGGCGGGGCUGCAGGGGGCUUACCUUCUGGAGGUUCCGUCGCAACGCAAUCUGGCGGGGCUGCAGGCCCUUCGUCACCCACGACCGUAGCUCCGGGGGAGGGCGGCAGUCUCACCUCGAGGUCGGCUGCUCGUAGACGGAGAGACACUACCGAGCGUGCGCGGGCCGUGCUGGACACCAUGUUGUUCGGUUGCACUGAUCGGCCAUGGAGUGAGACGAGACGGGUGACGACGGCGAGUGUCGAUCGUCAGCCAGGUUUGAGAGGUGUUUCCACGAGCGCGGGACGUCGAGAUGUUGUAGCUUCAGGGUUUGGCGGUAGAGGCGGUGGCGGCGGUGGCAGCGGUGGCGACGACGACGGCAGACGUGAGAGCGUAGGCGGUGCCACGACGAGCGCAGUGGAUCCACCGCGGACGUACGGUUUGAGAGAGGCGUCGAUUAUUUUGCAGGAGCCUCACGUUGUUACACGACCGAGGCAGGCCCGACACGUGCCCUUAGAUCGACGCCAGGAGGGGGAGACUUCAGCGACAGACGGUCUACCUAUGGCACGCGAGUCACGCCGACGUGAUGACCUAGCAGCCGCAUGCACCAGGACGGUGAGAGGCAGGAGAGUCAUUAUGGACGACGACCCCGACGAGCGUCCCGUCGCUUCCGAGCCUUCCACUACCAGACGCGGCGGGCAGCGUCAGAGAGAUCGAGGACGUGGCAAUGGUCGGUCCCACGGACGAGGUUCUCAUCGGUCCGAGCGACAUCCGCGUGCACACGACGAUUGUUGAUGGAGUACGGGCUUGCGUUUUCUUGACUUUCUCAGUGUAGCUCAAUUUUUUGUUAUCCAUAUCAGACGUAGUGUUUCGUGAUGUUGUAUUAUAGUCUACUUUUCAG